This is a messenger RNA of Gordionus sp. m RMFG-2023, 753 nucleotides long. Its product is annotated as actin maturation protease-like. The record is from RefSeq and is a predicted model, not a curated record. Bases 1 to 753 code for a protein of 250 amino acids. The transcript has a single exon. Lineage: Eukaryota; Metazoa; Nematomorpha; Gordioida; Chordodea; Parachordodidae.
AUGAUUCUUAAUUUAUCAUCGGAAUAUCUAAAACCUAAUUCAAAUCAUCUAAUUUUAAUAAAUCAAAUUUUAAUCCAACCAAUUCCUCAAAUAGGCCCUACCUGUGGAAUGGUUGCUUUAAUGAUGGCGAUACAAAUUUAUAAAGCUCCUCCCACUUUAAAUCAAAUUUUAGAGAAAGGCAAAGAGUUACAAUUGAGUAAGAAUGGAGAAAUCUUUUCCAUUUACAAUCUUAAAACAUUAGCCUCAUUUUAUUUAGAUUGUAGUUUAGAAAUAAAGGAUACUCAAGAUGGCCAAUCAUAUGAUAAUAAUUUUAUUAAUGAGUUAAUGAAUAAUAAUCUAAUUAUUAUGCCAUAUGAUAAUGAUAAAGAUCAUAGGCCAUGUUUAAAAAAUGGGCAUAAAUCUCAUUGGGCCUUGAUUAAUGGAUUAGUUAUUAUUCUUCACAAAGAUAAAAUAAAUAAUGAUUUUUUAUUAGAAUAUUUUAUUCAAGACAUUCAAUUAUGCAAUGUAUAUUUUAAAAAAUCUGAGAUAAACCUAGAAAUUGGAGACAUACUUCAAACUAUGGAUGAUUUAUAUGUAAUUGCUUUGCAUGGGAAAUCCAAGAAUAAUGCUAUUUGGAAUUACAAAGAUUUUGUUAAGAGCAAUCAAAAUUUGAUAGAGAUUGAUCAUAAUCAGAGAGCAAAAUUAAAUUUUGAGACAGAUUUAAUACUUGAUUUAAAACAAAGCCUUGCGAAUAAAUAUUUAUUACUUAAAUAA